GAGUUAACCAAUGAGCUAAGUACAUUAAACGAAACACUCAAAGAGCAGAUAGAUGAGUUAUCUGAAAAAAAUGAGACCAUCCAAAUUGAAUUAGAUGAGAAAACAAGAUUAUAUGGGCAAGUUCAAGACUGGUUGGAUGAAUGUCGAGAGGAAUGCUAUCAAAUAAGAGAAUCUUUGGAAGGGGUGCAUGAAGAUAUUUCAGAAAGUGAGUUUGCAUAUGACGAGUUAAAACAGAAAUUGCGCAUCUUAGGAUUAACCCAUAUCGCAUGGCGAGCUCGCAAUCUAAGGCAGGCUCAAAUUUUAAAUGUGGAAUUUAAUACAGCAAGAACCACUUGGAGGAAUCAAAGAGGUAGAAAUCGGCAUAUUGCUCAAGAAUUGCAAAAUUGUCGGGAGCAUGGUAGGAAUUUACAAAAUUAUAAGUUAUCAGUGGAACUGGCAUGGUCAAUAUUAACUAAUAUCGAACUACUGCUGGGAACCUUUCCCUUAAGCGUUCUAAUUGUUUCUAUUUGUUCAGAAAUGGAGAAUAUUAUCGAAAGCAGAUAUAUAAAAAUAAUUACUCUACAAUCACCAAGGCGUUAA
This is a messenger RNA of Diversispora eburnea, 579 nucleotides long. The record is from the annotation of a GenBank genome assembly. NCBI's taxonomy places the organism in Eukaryota, Fungi, Glomeromycota, Glomeromycetes, Diversisporales, Diversisporaceae.